This is a messenger RNA of Darwinula stevensoni, 4227 nucleotides long. Lineage: Eukaryota; Metazoa; Arthropoda; Ostracoda; Podocopida; Darwinulidae. The record is from the annotation of a GenBank genome assembly.
GUAGCGGAGAAGAGAUAGGGAGCAUUAUGGUUGUGCCCACAUGGAAGUCGCGAGUUACGUUUUGCCUCGAGUUCAAAAUAUCCCUCGCUUAUGACGACUUUUGAUUAAGCCUUGUCUGAUGCAGAAAGUUCAUGCAUAGACCUACUCCACAUUGUUACGAAAGAUAGAUCUGUUGUUUUUGUUUCGAGAAACUAUGUCUACGAAAGGGAAGUCCACGUCCAAGAGGAAGAAUCGGGAGACGUCUGAUGAUUCCAACGACGAUGUUCUCAGUCAUUUCUGUGCCAUAACCGGAGCAAGUGAGAAGAUUGGGAAGAACCUGUUGGAAGCCUGUAAUGGAAAUUUGGAGAUGGCAGUUAAUAUGCAGCUGGAGAACGAUCUUGGGAACCGAUCUCGAGAAUCAGGAAACUCAGGAAAUGGAGAAGUCCAUGUGAUAGGUGAACCAGGACCAAGUACUUCAAGUGAUGAUGUCAGGCCUCCCAUCCCUCCGACCCGGGAGGUAUUGGUGGAUACUCCAGUAUAUGAUUACAGUUCCUUCAAGAAGGGGAAGCGGUUAUCAAGGUCAAGGCAACCACUGACAGUAUUUGAUGGAUUUAGGGAUUUUCAGGCAGAAUCCAAGAGAAUAGAAGAGAUGAUGUCAGAGGAUGCAAGUGUUUCAUCCUCUAAGCAGAAGACAUUGGAAGACCUCUUCAGGCCUCCUUUAGACCUCAUCUUCAGAGGGUCAUUCCAAUUGGCACGUGAUGCAGGCAGCAGAAAAAAGAGGUGGCUCAUGGUCAACGUCCAAAAUGUGACAGAGUUUUCUUGCCAGGUCCUAAAUCGUGAUAUCUGGUCCAAUGACAGUGUGAGGGAGUUCAUUCGUGAGCACUUCAUCUUCUGGCAGGUGUAUCAUGAUAGUGCUGAGGGGGAAAGGUAUGCUACCUUCUACAAAGUGAAUGAAUGGCCAUAUGUUGCCAUCCUUGACCCAAGGACUGGGGAGAAUUUGGCCACCUGGCAUAAGCUUGAUCUUCUCACUUUUAAGGACUUGGUAAAAGAGUUUCUCAGUUCUCAUCCUCCAUUGGAUGGAUCUCCUUCUCCCACACAACCUCGAAAAAAGGCCAAACAGGAAACCAGUAUCAUUGAUGCCAGUGAGGAUUCUCAACUAGAGGCAGCCAUCAAAGCCUCCCUGGUUGAAUCUCAAACCUCAUCUCAGAAGGAGACUGAUUCAGAGCGUGAUGCUAGUGAAAUAGAGACAUUUGACUCGGAUUCAGAAGGUUUACCUCCUUGUGUUCUAUCUGAAUCCGGUGUCAAGGGGAAGGAAAGUGCACUUAAAGCUGUGAAGAGUGAGAAGAAGCCUGCACUGAGACUCUUAAAGGGGCAAUCUUUUGAAGCCAAUGAUGAAUGCUCACAGAAUUCACUCAGCAGUGAGAUAAGUGAUGUUCCUUGUGAUGAGAAGUGGAAGGAGUAUCUUGGACCAGAGACAGAUGUACCUUCGCAGUUACUCCUGAGAUUGCCUGAUGGCAAAAAGAAGCAUGUCUCAAUGCCAAACUCAUCCAAACUCCAGGCUGUGAUAGAGUAUGUGGGAGGGCUGGGCUUCCCUUCUUCAAGCCAUGAGCUUGUCCUCCAGUUCCCUCGCCGCCUCCUCCUUGACAUGGAUCCCUUACAGACUCUCAAAACCCUUGGUCUCUUUCCCAGUGAGACCAUCUUCAUCCAGCAAAAAUCCACAGAAUCCUUUUGGACUUUCUGCUACAUUCUUGGGGAAUAUCUUACCCAUUUUGCCCCAAAUGUAUCAGUGAUUGGUACUCAAAUUGGAGACUGGUGGAGCAACUUCAUUGUGUGGCUUGACUUUGAUGAUUUCCAUGCCAAGGCUUGCCUCUGCUUUCUCUUCAUCAUCUGUGUGAAUCUUGUGUUGAUCAAGCUUGCGUGGAACAUCUAUGGUGAGCAGAUUGCUGACCGUUUCAUGAAACCAAGAGUUGCAGCUGCCCAAGGAUUUCAGCCCCCGAAUGUAAGACAGGAAAGAGAAGUGAAAAUGUCAGCAAUAAAGGCAUUUUUCAAGAAGCGGAAGCUGGAGGUGAAGUUCAAACUGGCUGGAGAGGGAAAACGGCUGAAUUCCCCAAGCCACAGCUCAACUGCUUCCACAUCAUCAAAGACCUCACAACACAACUCUUAUCGUUCAACUGGCCUGUCUGAAGGGGCACAUAUGGCUAGGGAGGCUGCCCUCAAGCGUGUUCAGCAACAAGAGAUCAAACCAGUAAGCAAGAUCCGAGCAAGGGCAUUGAGGGAAUUGGAGGCUGAACGAAAAAAGGGGGCUGAAUCAGUCAGUGCUGAGCCACUCCAAAAGGACUUUGCUCAGGACUCAGAUGAGGAUCGGACAGUUAGAGGAGUUUUUUUUCGAUGUCAAUUGCUUGGAGAUGAAGUUUUACCCAAGGAGGAAAUGCUUGUCCGAAUCAAGGAAUUCCUUUAUGAGCAGCUGGCUGAGGAAAGAGCCCUUACUGCUGUCCUAAUCAUUCACACCCUCAACCGUAAUGAGGAAAAGGUGAAGCAGUGUGUGUCCACACUUCUCAAAAUCCUUGACAACAUUAUUCAAGAUCCCAGCGAGCCUAAAUAUCGGAAGAUUCGAGUGCAAAAUAAGGCUUUUCAGGAGCAAGUGGCUAGUAUGGAGGGAACCAUAGACUUUCUCUUUGGGGCUGGCUUUGAAGAGCAGCAACUCCCUCAUCAGGAUGCCACAGAAGCUUUCUAUGUCUUCCCUCCUGAAGGAAACAUUGAUACUCUCAAGAUGUUGCGAGAGGCCCUGAUAUCUGCAGAGCCAAUCAAGCCAGAACUGGAUCGUAACAUGCAUGUCUUCUAUCCCUCAUCCACCACAGUAGUGGAACACAUGGAAAUUCCACCUGACUUUUUCAUCCCAUCAGUUGCAGAUAUUCGCAAGGAGCAGACAAAUAGGACAGAGGAGGUGGAGCGCCUGUCUUUAUUGAGGACUAAGGCCAUGAGGGAUAAGGAGGCAAUGAGAGAAGCCAAAAAAUAUCGCUAUUCCCUCAUCCGUAUCCGCUUCCCUGAUGGAUUCUUGCUUCAGGGCACAUUCUCUGUGUAUGAGAAGUUCUCUGCUGUGGAGGGAUUUGUGAGGGAGCAACUGGACAACCCAGAUCUUCCAUUUAUCCUAAUUGAUCCUUUGGGUCAUCAGCUUGGAGCUGAGAAUUCUGGGUCCACUCUCCUAGAUCUUCAUCUUGCCCCGGCUCUGAUCCUCAACUUUCUCUGGCAUCCUGACAUUGCAGCAGAUGUUGAGGCAGCCAAAUCAGGGUAUCUCAGCUCCAGUGCCCUUGCCAUUGUUCAAGAUCUUUAGUCAUCACCUCUCAUCUUGCAUAUUAUGGGCUGCAAUUGUGAUUCACAAGGCUGGGUGAAAUGGGAUUCAAGGACUUAAUGGUAUUGGUGUGCCACCUCAUCGCCCUCUUGUAUGAUAAUCCCUGCUGUGUGAACCCUUUACUAUAUUGCUCUCAUUCUCAUUUCAUGCUUGAAACCCAUCCUGGACCCUUCCAUGCAUCCACCUGUUCUCCAUAUCAACUGUUAGUGCUGAUGAGUUCUCAUUUGCAGGACCAUUUGCAAUGUGGGAAAUAUUUCUUAGAUAAACAAUUUGAAAAUAUUGCUGCAUAUUUUGGAAGCUCACUGCUUUCCUGAUUCCUAUUCACAAGGGGAAGAUUGGACCCCUUAAAGUCGAAGCUGACCUAGCAGUGAGAUCUUCACAUCCAGGGCACAUUUAAGGAUUGAAAGGAAGUGCUAUCCUAAUGUUUUUGAGCUCUCUGUUCCAUGGCCUCAAUGGAGGUUAAAUGUGUCUGCUUUAUUCCCAUGUGUUCCUUUAUUCUGGAAUAUCUGAUUAUAUGAUUUUAGUGGUGCCCUAUAUCGUCAAUGAUCUGACAAAAGGAUAAAUAUGCAAUUUCAAAAAUAUUCACUAGAGCAAGAAUUCGUCCUAUUUUUGGACUGCAGAUUGAGAAAUGAGGAAUAUUCGCCUUUGCACCUGGAAGCUGAGAGUUGCGGCUCUAUGGUGGAAAAGGGGCAUUCUUCAAUAAUCAUCGCAUUGUAUGAAAAAAAAAGGAAUUGUAAAUUUUAUUAAUUGCCUAUUCGCCCUUUUGUUAGUUCUUCGACAAUAUGGAGCUUUGUGGAUUCCCAUGUAUUGCUCGAUCGGCUUCAACUGCGAAGCACUUCCGAAGCGUCCAGUUAUUGUGAUUAAGUGGGAAAUAAAUUAUCAUUUGUCUUUCGCUCGCC